UCAAAUUCAUUUGCUUUUUGAUUAGUGAACCGUCUUUAGUACUUUGUGAUUGUUUGUUUAAAAAGCGCUAUGAUGGCUGAGGAUACGACGGCCGACGCGACUAGGCGUUUAAAUGUCAAGAAACAGACUCUAGACGACGCGUACGCGGCUCCGGCGAACUUCUUAGAAAUCGACGUGGUAAAUCCAGUUACGAUGGGAGUCGGGAAAAAACGCUAUACUGAUUAUGAAGUUCGCAUGAGGACCAAUCUCCCAGUGUUUAAAGUGAAAGAGUCGAGUGUGCGGCGGCGGUACAGUGACUUUGAAUGGUUAAGAACAGAACUCGAAAGAGACAGUAAAAUUGUAGUCCCUCCAUUACCGGGUAAAGCUUUAAAGAGACAGCUUCCUUUCCGAGGAGAUGAUGGUAUUUUUGAAGAAGAAUUCAUCGAGGACCGCAGAAAAGGUCUCGAAGUAUUCAUCAACAAGAUCGCCGGCCACCCUCUAGCUCAGAACGAAAGGUGUCUCCACAUGUUCCUACAGGAACCAACCAUCGAUAAGAACUACGUCCCCGGCAAGAUACGAAACACAUAACCGGCUCACUUUCAACUCUAAGACGAUUAUCCCUCGCCAUCUGUAAAGUAAUUGCUGUUAAGAGGUCGUCCAUUAAUCACGCGAUGCUUUUUACAUAACUUAUAAUCCCUCUGCCUCCCCCCCCCCCUCCCUACCCCCUGGUGAUAUGUGGUAAGGUUUUAGACUUUUCUAAUAGACUAUCCUCCAUACCCAAAGAUCACGUGUAUUUUUUUUUUGUAGUAUAUUAAAAUUUUCAGUAUAUUAUCAUUAAAUACAGGUAUAAUCUGACUAAAUUUUGGAUAGUUACGUAUCUUGAUACAAAUUUCUAGGCAAACAUCAAAGUUGCAAGGUUAUUUUUAAACUUAAGAAUAUGCGCGUUCAAUGAAAAAUAAAUGUAAUAUAUAAAUAUAACGAUUUAUUUUUUCCAUAAAAAUCUUGUUGAUACAAUGAACCUUAGCUUAUUAAAGAUAUAACUAUAAUACGAAAUUUAAUAACUCGAUUAGUGUAGGACUGGUGCCCAAAAAGGUAUAAAAUACCUGUACUAUAAGUCGCCAGGUCCGUGAUAUCUCAUUACAGUCUAAAAAAUCACGAAGUAUCACAUACUUCGUGAUUUUUUUCCGAAUACUUUCGAACCUCGCUUGAUUAAUGGCUGACCCCUUAGUUAAUUAAUUUGUAUUGAUAACGAUUUUAAAAUGUUUAGGCUGUUGACGACACGUGUAAGUCUGAGGGCAUGUUUCGCCGAUCUUGGAUAGCCGGUAAUAAAUGACGGUAUCCAAUAUAAAAAUGUGGGAAUCAUUUAUAAACACACCCACGUCCACAUAAAUACAGUUGUAGUUUAUUGAGGAAAAACAGGCCUUAAUGGCCUAUUCCACCUCCUGAUAAAGUCUGUUCGUAACUUAUUUACAGAAUAAAUUGUCCAUAACCGGUGAAACCGGCCCAAAUCCCCGAUCCUAUAUUCAAAAACAAAUUAUGCUUACGAUCCCUUCAUUUUCGAAAUUAUCGUAAGUCGUAAUCGUUUUUCGGAUAUAGAGACAAGGCUUAAGAGCGCGUAUACAUUGUAAGGUAAGCCGCAUUGCGAAAAACGUGAAUUUGAUUGUUAGAAAAAUCGGUCAGAUGAUACAUUUCUGUAUCGUGUUUUUUAAAUAAGUAUCCAGUACUGUUAAGCUAUUUGCCAGUGGAUUGACGUCCAUAAAUGUAAAAACAGUGACUCUCAUGUAUAAUUCGGUUCCUAGUCGCAAAUUAAAGCGGUUUUUAACGGUCAAAUUAGUUUUCGUUCAGCGGUUAUGCAAAUAGUGUAUACGUACUUAUGUCAAAAUCACGCGGUUGUAUCAUAGACAAAUAUUAUCGACGACGCAGAUUAAAAAUAAUGCUAUAAAAUAAAAACUUACUAUUUGGCGAGUACGAAUCUAUAGAUAAAUCGUUUUGGAGUUUAAAUUGUUAAAUGAAUUGGAAAAUAGUAACAGAUAUGAAAAAAAGUAAUAUUUUUGAAUAAAAACUACAAUUCGCAAUACAUUCAAGCACUUCAUUCCACAGAUAGAACAAUUAUAAAAUGGACAGAAAUACACAGAGAAAACUUGUAGUACAUUGUGUUAAAAGUUAUUGUUUUAAAUUAAGCAAUAUUAUUAAAUUGUUAUAAUUGUUUAUUCGUAUUUAUAAUCAUUAUAAAAAAUUUGCCAUUUUUCAACUAUUUCGUUGCUGAUACUUAUGAAGUAAAAGUCAAAGAUAUCGAUGAUAAAAUUUCGCGAUUGCCCGCGAAAAUAUGCUUUAUAAAUCUCAUUGUUUUAAUCUAUGUAAGUUUUUGAAAUCAAACGUAUUUAUUGUGUAUUAUUAUUAUUCAAUCGAUAGAAUAAGGUGCUUCACAUUAGCAUUAUAAAUGGUGACAUUACGCUCGUUCUUUUUAACGUAUCAUGAUUUUGUCUGCUUGAAUUUCAUUGUAUUUUUUUUAAUGGUAGUUUAAUUUUUUUUUACAUUAUCUAUGUUUUUAUCAUCUGUAUCGUUGUUAACAAUGUUGCCAUCGAUAAGGAGGCAAAUGUGUAGAGACACAGACGAGUUCGAGAAAUAUGUAAUGAAAUAUAUAGAUGUAAAUUAGUUUUAGUUUUAUUUUGUAUAAAGCCGGAAUGAAGUUAUUGUCACGAUGUGCAGAGUUUAUAAAUCGGUAAACUGAGGACUCGGGCCGGUGUUAAAAUAUCACUAUGCAAGUAAUAAAUAUUCCUUAAUAAUAAUAAUUGAAAAAA
This is a messenger RNA of Melitaea cinxia (Glanville fritillary), 2780 nucleotides long. RefSeq names its product sorting nexin-12 (gene Snx3). Gene Ontology annotation, biological process: endocytic recycling; late endosome to Golgi transport. Gene Ontology annotation, cellular component: early endosome membrane; retromer complex. The record is from RefSeq and is a predicted model, not a curated record. Gene Ontology annotation, molecular function: phosphatidylinositol-3-phosphate binding. NCBI's taxonomy places the organism in Eukaryota, Metazoa, Arthropoda, Insecta, Lepidoptera, Nymphalidae. Bases 70 to 567 code for a protein of 165 amino acids. The transcript is spliced from 4 exons.